CGGUGUCGCGAUGGGGCGCGGGGCUGCGGGCAGGGCUCCGGUGCGGGCGCUGUGGCUGCUGUGCGCCGUGGCCGCGCUCCUGCCGCUGGGCAGCGGCAGCGUCGUCCGCCGCCGGCUCCACGCAGCCGGGUUCCUGCAGCGGAGGCUGAGCGGCGGCGAGCGACGGGACGUGCAACGGGAGAUCCUGGCCGUGCUGGGGCUGCCGGGCCGGCCCCGGCCGCGGAACCCCCCCUCUGCCCGCGGCCCUGCCGCCGCCGCGCCGCUCUUCAUGCUCGACCUGUACCACGCCGUGGCCGGAGAGGAGGAGGCGGAGGAGGAGGAGGAGGAGGCGGCGGUGUCGCGGCCGGUGCUCACCGGGCUCAGCACACAGAGCCCCCCGCCCGGCAGCGUCGUCAGCCGCGCAGACACCGUCGUCAGCCUCGUUAACGUGGUGGAGCAGGACCGGGACAUCCUCUCUCCGAAGCCAUAUUGGAAGGAGUUCAGGUUCGACCUGACCCAGGUGCCCGCAGGGGAGUCAGUGACAGCUGCUGAGUUCCGUAUCUACAAGGCACGAGGAGUCAGUGGCCACAGCAACAGCAGCCUGCACAUCAGUGUGUAUGAGAUCGCGGCUGAGCACUACAACAGGGAGUCUGACCUGUUCCUGCUGGACGUGCAGGACCUGCAUGCUGGGACCGAGGGUUGGCUGGUGUUUGAUGUCACAGCCGCCAGCAACCACUGGUUAGUGGAUCAGAAAUACAACCUGGGGCUGCGGCUCUAUGUGGAGACGGCUGAUGGGCACAGUGUGGACCCAGGCUCUGUGGGGCUGCUGGGGCGCCGGGGGCCCCGUUCCAAGCAGCCCUUCAUGGUGACGUUCUUCCGCGCCAGCCCCGGCCCCGCUCGCAUCCCAAGGGCGGCCAAAGGCCCGAGGCGAAGGCAGCACAAGAAGAGCAAUGAUCUCCCGCAUCCCAACAAGCUGCCGGGAAUCUUUGAUGAUGUCCAUGCUGCGGAUGGGCGGCAGGUCUGCCGGCGCCACGAGCUCUAUGUCAGCUUCCAGGACCUUGGCUGGCUGGACUGGGUGAUCGCUCCACAGGGAUACUCAGCCUAUUACUGCGAGGGGGAAUGUGCCUUCCCCCUGGACUCCUGCAUGAACGCCACCAACCAUGCCAUCCUGCAGUCCCUGGUCCACCUGAUGAAGCCCGAGGCCGUGCCCAAGGCGUGCUGUGCCCCCACGAAGCUCAGUGCCACCUCUGUCCUCUACUACGACAGCAACAACAACGUCAUCCUCAAGAAGCACCGGAACAUGGUGGUGAAGUCGUGCGGCUGCCACUGACGGCCGCAUCCCAUCGCAUCCCAUCGCAUCCCAUCGCAUCCCAUCCCCACCGGAGCAAUGCGACACCAGGGAAGCAUCGCUGCAUCCAUGGGCUGCAUCCUAGCAACGUCCAUGCAGAAUAAUGAGUAAUAAAAAUAAACCCUCCCACCCCUUUCCUAGAAGUGGAUGUAAAUAAUAUAAAGCUUUUAUUCUCUUACCACACUUAAUGGGACACAUCCAUAUAUACAUAUAGAGAGGAAAGA
Melopsittacus undulatus (budgerigar) is the source of this 1551-nucleotide messenger RNA. It is a transcript of the gene BMP8B, whose product is annotated as bone morphogenetic protein 8b. Bases 11 to 1309 code for a protein of 432 amino acids. Gene Ontology annotation, molecular function: growth factor activity; cytokine activity. The transcript has 7 exons. Lineage: Eukaryota; Metazoa; Chordata; Aves; Psittaciformes; Psittaculidae. Gene Ontology annotation, cellular component: extracellular region. The record is from RefSeq and is a predicted model, not a curated record.